AUGGCGGAGCCUCAAGGAUUCCACAUCUUGAGCGAAAAGAUUCUCCACCAUGCAGCGAAUCCGGGUCUCAUUACCUACUGCCCGUCCAUGGACUUGGUCGCUCUCGUCACAGCAGACCAACAAGUCUUGAUCUAUCGUCUCAACGGCCAGAGAGUCUUCGGGGCUAUACAGAGAGCCAGCAAUCUAAGAGUGGAGAGCAUUCGAUGGAAACCGAACGGGCAGCUGCUCGCUAUUGCCUGGAGCGACGGAUCGGUUCGAAUAGUCAGCGCUGAAAGCAGUAAAACCGUGCUCCAAUUCUCUACUGGGGAAGGAGUAGGAGGCGUCACGUGUAUGGGCUGGGCGACGAAUUUGAUCAGAAGAGCUGGCUCAUCGAGCUCCAGGACUGGGACAGGCUCUUGGGAGACCUUUUUGUCCUCGAAUAGGGAAUUCUUGGACGAGAAAGCGCCUCUGGAUUUGCCACAGGAUCUUUCUCUGAUCGACAUUGAGACCAGCCUGCCAAAACUCAGCGUCCUGGCGGCAGGCGGGAACUCUGACGAUGUCUUCUCCUCGAGACUAUCUCUUGAUGCCCUGUUUCGUCCAUUUGAUCCCAAGGAUGACAAUUUCGUCAACGUGAUGGUCGUGGGCACCAGGGAAGGCAACAUCCACCUCAGUAUUUACGAUUCAUUUGAACUUGGAACAUUUGUCUCUCCAAUUAAUAUCGAUGGAGCUCCUUGCCAGCUCAUACGCCAUGCAUCCAGUGGGCAACUCUCUACACAUGCCUUACUCAUGGAACCACCAAGUUCCACAGGCUCACUCUACUUUGUCCCGAUGGACCUCCGAUUCAUUUCGGUCUCAAGCGACUACUUGUCACUCUUUGCCUCCCGCUCUACCGCCCUGAAUAACCUUCUGAGAUAUAUUCAUCAGGUCCAGAUUCUGAUGGUUGGCGAGUGGAAAGCAACUCAGGAUCUACCAAGCAAAUUCCUUCGAAACAUCAACGAGACACUUGAGGAGAAAGAUGACAGAAACAUCAUCCAAGCACUAUACCACUCCGUGGCUACGGGUCACACGCUUCCAACUGUGCGAGAAUGGCUUGUCGAUGAAUUGUCUGAGAGAGGUCACAAACGAUGGGACAAAGCCGUUACAACAGGACUAGAAAAUCUAAGGCGUCUUGUUCAUGAAAACAUGCUGCCCGCCUUGGAACGAUGCUCUAUCAUACUCAGUAGACUACUAGGAAUAGUCAAGUUCCAAGGAUCGAACAGUUCUAUGGGCUUCACCACUCGGCAGAUCAACCUGAUCAUGGAUACUAUUGCUUGUCUCCAUCUUGUAUGUUCCAAGAUUCUAAUUCAAGUCAUUGACGACCUCGAGCUUUUCGCUUCAUUCUCUACAUGGCUGCGUUUCGAGAUCGAUAAGCUUGCGUCAAAUUCGUCGGCUUCUCCAAACGAGGAUACAGCCGAGAAAGAGUCAUCAAUUGAUCACAGUAAAGUGUUGCUGUAUCUGCAGACCAGCUUGAAGUCUAGCCCUUUGGCACUUUACUUCAACGACUCGCCAUCUGAGGAUCAGAAGGACAACUGGAGUCAUUCCACGUAUGGGCUCCCAAUGUUCGAUCUAUUAGAUUCACAGAUUCAGAAUCAAGAGAAAGGACGGCCUCACAUCAAACCUUUACCCAGAGUCGACCUUCUUUGCAACUAUCUCGAUGAGCAGGCCCGUGUGAUCUUCGGUCAAAUCGCAGAGGCCGAAAAGAGGAAUGUUCUGUUCGGAAAGCCACAAUCUAUUGGAUUUGUCGAGGACGGCGGGCCGAUGGACAUGCGGAUGAGAAAAAUCGAGGGUCACCUGUGCCAAACCCAUGUAGCUUUUGUACCCAAAGGAUCACCAAGUAUCGUCCAAGUCGUUCGAAUACUGCUCUCAAUCGAAAAUGGCGUCAGUUCUGCGCACAGCAGUACCUCCUCAGCCGUCCACCUUGGCGACGGCCAAAUCCGAGACAUCAAGUUCUCUGACGACAGCGUUCUGUUCGUCUUAUGGGAGUUAAAUGGAACCACAAAACUAUUGAGUAUCCCUUAUGAUGCAAUUCCCGGAACUGGUAUGAUGCAGGGAGAGAAUUACCGGAUGGAAUAUUCUCCGCAAUUUCACCCGACACCUGCGAAAUUGAGCAACGACGAGGUAGUGGGCUUCUUUUCCCGACAUAGACUACCAGGAGACAGCGCAUUCCUCCCGGAGAAGAUGGAGGUCAGAGAGCGAUCUUCCAAGAACAGCGAGGACGAGUCCAGAAGGUUAUUUCUCUUAGGAAAAGGUCGAGUGCACUACAAGAUCCUGAAGUUUGUGGCACCAGGCUCUAUGAAGGAACGCAAGGACGAGGAUAUAUCGAUGUCAGCCUCCAGCCCUGUGCUUGGCCUUCGGCGUAUCAAGCUCUACCAGAACCUGGGCCGGCUCUCGUCUGUCAGGGAUCAUAAUUAA
Molecule: messenger RNA, 2430 nt
Organism: Drepanopeziza brunnea f. sp. 'multigermtubi' MB_m1
Lineage: Eukaryota; Fungi; Ascomycota; Leotiomycetes; Helotiales; Drepanopezizaceae
Source: RefSeq, a predicted model, not a curated record